Molecule: messenger RNA, 1388 nt
Organism: Dendrobium catenatum
Lineage: Eukaryota; Viridiplantae; Streptophyta; Magnoliopsida; Asparagales; Orchidaceae
Product: chromatin remodeling protein EBS
Exons: 5
Coding region: 379-1044 (221 amino acids)
Molecular function (GO): chromatin binding
Source: RefSeq, a predicted model, not a curated record
AUAAUCUUAAUUUUAUGGGGGCAGCUAAGCUCCAAGCUGUUCUUGUUCCCUGUCGGAAGAGCCGAGCAACUGCAUCAUCAUCAUCUUCUGCUUUCUCGCUCAGAUUACCACAUUAGGGUUGGGGCCCGUUGCCUCCAUUUCCACUCGUCCUCUCCGCUUCUGCUGCCUAGACUUCUUCAGGUCCUCCUCCUCCUCCUUAUCUCUUUCUAUAUCUACCAACCCCGCGAAAUCGGCGCAGCGGCCAGCUAGAGAAAAAAUCGAAGAAAAGCUAGCCAUCAAAUCGAACGCGGCUCUGGCUGGCGAAGAGAGGAAUAGAGUGAGAUCCUGACUUGGAGUUAAGAUCGUUGGAGAAAGAGAACCUCGUUUACCGGGCAAACGAUGGCAAAGACAAAACCUGGGAAGAAAGACCUCGACUCCUACACCAUCAAGGGCACCAACAAGGUCGUGCGCUCUGGGGACUGCGUGCUGAUGCGGCCGUCGGACACCGACAAGCCUCCAUACGUUGCUCGCGUGGAGAAGAUCGAGGCCGACCAUCGCAACAACGUGAAGGUUAGGGUUCGGUGGUACUACCGGCCGGAGGAAUCCAUUGGCGGCAGGCGGCAGUUCCAUGGAGCAAAGGAGCUCUUCCUCUCUGAUCACUACGACGUCCAGAGCGCACACACCAUUGAGGGUAAGUGCGUCGUCCACUCAUUCAAGAACUACACCAAGCUAGAGAAUGUGGGGACCGAGGACUAUUUCUGCCGUUUUGAAUACAAGGCCGCUACCGGUGGAUUCACUCCUGAUCGUGUCGCUGUGUACUGCAAGUGCGAGAUGCCGUACAAUCCAGAUGAUCUUAUGGUGCAGUGCGAGGCAUGCAAGGACUGGUUUCAUCCAUCUUGUAUGGGCAUGACAAUUGAACAAGCCAAAAAGUUGGAUCAUUUCCUUUGUUCAGAUUGUUCCUCUGAUGAUGAUGCAAAAAAGUCUCCAAAUGGGUUUCCUGAUUCCUCUAUCUCAGAGCCAAAGAACGAUGCAUUACAGGUUGAGACGAAGAGGCGAAAGAGGUAAAUAGAUGAAUUAUCCUUCUUCAAUAAAGAUCUUCCAGAAGGCACGUUGCAUGUUUUGUGAGCCCUCCCUCAUAUGUGGCAAGCUUCCUCUAUCCAUUGUUGUUCUAUGUGGAAUUUGUACAGCGCAGCUGUUUGAAAAGCAAAAAAAUAUAUAUAUUUAAUAAUAAAAAAAUAGAGAUGUUUUCUUCUGGGUAAAGCUGUUUUGCUGAAAAAUUCUGUAGGGUUUUGGUCUGAUGUGUUCCUAUUAGCUUCGUUGUAAUACUCACUGUUAGUCUUCUUCUUCAACUUUGACCAUGGAAUGACUCUUUGUGCUUUUGCUGCUUAUUUUAACCUUUUUUUUUUGUU